ACCAAGCAGCAGUAGUUUAGAAGCAUUGGAAGCAUACUCAGUUGCUGGUGUGGUGUUGUGAAACGAGAAUUUAUUGAAACCAAUUAGUUUCCAAGGAGGUACAAUUAAAGCGAUCUGAGAGGCCCUCGGAAAUUUCUUCCGAAAUGAGCCUACUUAAAUGCACCUGUUGCUUGGCCUGCUGCUUAAUUCCCUCACCACAUUUGCAUAUCAAUUGUUCAAUUAAAUUGUGAGCAAAGCCAUGGAAACAAACAAAUUAGAAGUUGUUUAGUGAACAAAAAAAAAAGAAAAAACUUCAAUUCCAAAGAUGUAUAAGCCCCCAGAGAAUAGCAAUCGGGUGAGGGCAAUGAAAAGUAAAUUUGAAAACAAUGAAAACAUCAACACUCAGCUUUACAACAAUGUCAGCAAACCACCAGCAGCAGCCCUGUCAAGGCAGCUCAGUGACCCAGUGAAAGUGAACAUCAAAAGGUCCCCUGCCUUCCGCAAUGACAAAGUGCUGCAAAGGAAUGGGACCCAGAUAAGUGUGAAAUUGAACAAGAACAAAAGUCUGACGAGCAAAUACUGUGAUAAUAAUAGGAAGAACCCAGUGACAGAAACCAAAUCCCUUGAACCACCCACCUUCAGCAUGCUCCGCAAGAGGUUUGAUUCUCAGGAGAACCUGUUCACCAAAUCAAAGCAAAUGCUGAAGGAGCGCAGCAAUACCUGUGAGAAAAUAGUGAGAAACAAAUCAGAGGAUAAGGAGGAGCUCAGGUAUGAGAAUAUAUCUGUUCUCUACACGAAACCAAUUCCUAAGUGCCAGCGCCAGCAGAAGGAAAUCACCAUACACACGACGAGCACGCUGAAGUUGAGCGAAGUUAAAAAGAUUAGUACAAAUUCGACACAUCAAGAGUACGUGCAGAAGCUGAACGUGCUGACGGACACGCUUAAGUUAGCUUUAAAGAAACCACUGCCGCAAGGGCCGGCGCCGAAGAAGCCGCCGCGUACCUUCCAACACUCGCCGAAGACAAACAAAACCAAAGAGGAAUUCGCGCAGAAGCUUAACGACAACCUGCAGAAGAACUUGGAGCAGAAGAAGUCUCCAGCUUAUAUGUUGGAGAAGCUAGAGAACGCUCUGAAAGCGAACCGCGGCCGUCUUCAGCGUCACAAGAAGGUGGAUGUUAGUUCCGGCGAGGAGGAGGCCUUGGACGGCAACAAGAUGGGAAAAUUGAACUUCAAUUGUUUGCAAUCUUUGAGUUGUUCCAACGCUACCUACGAGGCCAUCAGUCAACCGACAUCCAAGUUCUUCGACGACGAAGAACCGGUGUACGCGGAACCCUUUGUAUUCCCAUCCAAAGACGCGUAUGUUAAGGACGAUGAUAAGAAAAUGAACAGAAAUAGUUUGUACUACAUGAGCUCACCUGUAACGUCUCCAAAUGGAUUAUAUGUUUUGAAUACAAUGGACGACGAUCAAGUUUUGAAUAGCGGCGAGACGUCGUCGAUAUCGUCGCCAACUACGUCGGAUAUAGAAUCUCUGACAUCGACGCCCUCGGAGGAGAACAAGGUCUUCGGUCCGCACAAAGUUGUUGAGUUGAUCAGAUCGUUCGAGAAGAAAAAAUCUGAUGUAAAUCCGGAGUGCCGCGUUGAUAAUCUGGAGAAACAACUGAAGAAGACUUUGGAGAAGUCAUUCCAGUCAUCGUCGGAUGGAAAUUCUUUGGGAAAGAGUAGCCUGGAUGAGGAAAACAAAGACAUGAUGGUUGGAAAAUUUAAAACGUACGUGCGGACGGUGAGGAUGAUCUCCAAGCUGAAGAAAAAUAGCGAUGGACAACACCUGUUUCAUUGCUGUAUGCUAGUCGGACAUAAUGGAAAGGAGCCAUAUGUUAAAUUCCAAUUUCCAAAAGAUGUGAAUCUGCCAUAUAAAAUAGAGUACCUGUGUUUUCCUGAUUCCGGUGAUUCCACCAUUGAUUGUUCAUUAAAAGCCCAAAAUUACUCGAUUUUGUUAACCGGUGAUGACGGGGAAAGGAUUUAUGGUUACUGUCGACGAGUGUUGCCCGAGAAUUCCACGACAUGUUUACCUUUGGCGUAUUGUAUUCUGAGUAAGAACAAGGCACCGCGAUUUUAUCGCAAAAUCCUGCAGGAAUUGGAAUCUCGUCACGGUAUUCCUGACAAGAUUCGGGAUAUCCUGCUGAACGAAAUCUACUACCAUAAAUUUCCCGUGCCGGGUGAAUCCGUGCGAAUCAAUUUGGCGGAGGUCAAUAAGCAUAUUUCCAAUACCACCCUCACUGAUGAUAGUAAGCUGGAUGACGAUAAUACCAACGCGACGUCUAUCUGGCAAGAUAAUGAAAUAUCCGAUUACGAAGUUAUAGAGUGUAAUGGUUCGCUUAAUCCGGUUACCACAAACGGUGCUAGUUACAAUAGGCGGAAUGGAAUACUAUUUCAGAAUGGUUUUAUACCAAAAGAAAUAAUAGAUGACUACAAUGGAGCGCAACGAGGAAGUCUGAUAUUAACGAUGGAUCAUGAUGGCAGGUAUAAAGAGAAUGACUUGGAAGAGCUAUGUAAUACAUUAAGUGUAAAUAUACUUCUGAAAGUUUUCGCUACGUUAUUGUUAGAGAGGAAAGUCGUAUUCAUAAGCUGUGUUUUGGGCAAGUUAUCAACGUGCAUUGAAGCGAUUCAGAAUAUGCUGUAUCCGUUUUCUUGGCCUCAUACUUUAAUACCUGUACUUCCCAAAGACUUGUGGGAAAUUGUCGAAGCACCUACACCAUUCAUCUGCGGCGCUUUGUCUUUGACUCUAGUCAAUAAUUACACAAUCGAAGAUGGAAUCGUAGUUGAUUUGGACGAAGGUGCAAUAUUGAUGGAAGUAGGUGAUGAAAAUAAAAUUCUUCCAUCGUGCAUGGUAAAUGAGCUGAAGGAAGGAAUGGCUUUAGCUAAAUCGUCAAAUGGCAAAAAUGAAAAUGUGCUAGUAAGCGACGCCUUUCUGAGGAUUUUUAUACGAUCGUGUGGUCAUUAUAAAGAUUUCUUGAAAGACGGUCAUUUUCAGAAGGAUACGUUUUCCAAUCAUCCCAAGAGGAAGGCAGUCAAGAGGUUCCUGAAAUGGUUUACGGAAACGACAAUGUUCUACAAUUUCGUAGAGACAAUCCAGAAGGAUCCGGAUAUCUUCCAAAUAUUUGACAAACGGAUUCAGAUAUACCGUUCGCAAGAUGCCAAGCUAAUUUUAGAGAAAAUGAAAGACUGGAAAAAGGAGCCCUCGCUCAGUAUAUUUUAGUAAAGCAACAAAAAAGACAAACAAGGCAAUGACAAAGUUGCUUUACUGUUUUGUAUGUUACGCGUUAAUUUAUUACGUUAGCCUAUUAUUUAUUUGUUUCUAUUAAAACUAUUUGUACCAAAUGUAAUUUUUUACUCGUACUUGGUAAGUCGCUCUCUCUUAUAUAUAUAUAUUUUUUGUACUAUAUUCUGUUGGAUUAAAUCAGAAUUUUAUUUUGUAAA
Messenger RNA from Nicrophorus vespilloides, 3456 nucleotides. RefSeq names its product DENN domain-containing protein 2C-like. The record is from RefSeq and is a predicted model, not a curated record. Lineage: Eukaryota; Metazoa; Arthropoda; Insecta; Coleoptera; Silphidae. The transcript is spliced from 9 exons. The coding region runs from base 305 to 3235 and encodes 976 amino acids.